Messenger RNA from Didymodactylos carnosus, 873 nucleotides. The record is from the annotation of a GenBank genome assembly. Lineage: Eukaryota; Metazoa; Rotifera; Eurotatoria; Philodinida; Philodinidae.
AUGAAUUAUUCGGUUCUUCGUGAUGAAGAAAAGUUUGCUAUUGAGUGCGAUUCAAAAACAUUAUUGAAAAAUGAAACAAGAUGGGAUACAUCACCAUCAUCAGCAACAGUGACCACUAGUAACAAAACAUUGAUCACAUCAAUAGCAACAAUAACAAUAUCAGUUAAAUAUGAUAGAAAACUAUUGUUAAUAGUAAGUGUAUUUUAAUUACUUGUCAGACAAAGUGUUCAUGUUAACGAUAGUGGGAAAGACAAAAAUGUUAUCGAGCAAUGAAAUUAUGUAAGACAUUGGUAUCAUUAUCCAAUGUAAAACAGACAUUCUUCAUUCGAUAUAUCGAAAAGUUUUCCAAGAACUUACCAUCGAGCUUGUCAUUCCAAAAACAACAUAGUGAAGGUUCGCUCAAGUUUGGCAAAAAAAGUUGAAAACUGGCUUUCCACACACACAGCUAUGGAAAAUCUAUCUCGAAAAUGUUUCAGAUGAGUUGUACGCUGUUUUUUAAACUAUCCCGACGGAAUUAUAAUCAAAACUAAUUGUUUUAUUGAAAAAGACUUGCCUGUUUUGAGAGGAAAAUGUCGUGGUUUGGAAAUGCUGAGAUUUCUCUUGGAAAGUAAAUAAUAAAAGAACCGAUGCAUUAUUUUUUCUAGGGACUGUGGCGAUUGUAAUGGAGUAAGAAACGGGGCUUCAUCUGUUAGGUAGAAACAUCAGAUAGAUUUACGCUAUAAUCGAAAAGCACUGUCAGGGGUAUACUCAAGGGGGAAAAAGCAUACUUCUGUACUUCUGGUACUUCUCCGUACUUCUUGAUACUUCUUCGUACUUCUUCGUACUUUUUUGUACUUCUCCGUACUUCUGAAGUACGAAGUACGAAAUACGGGA